AUGGCUCUCCGCGUCUUGGUCGUGGUGGCGCUGGUGGGUGUCGCCGCGUCAGAGUCCGUGAGUCACGUGUCCAUCUCGUUCAGCGGACAGCAGCCGGUCAGCUACAAGGUCCGCCAGCACGCCCGCCACGCCGCCCACGAGCCGCCAGAUGCCCCUAGAAAGCCGCCGAAGACCACAACCUACGCCACACCCGCGAAGAACCCCACCCAAGACGUGACAGAGCCCCCCGAUACCCCCGCCACGACCCACAGCCCCAGUUCUUCGCACCCCACCCCUGCCAGUGCCCCCAUUACACCCGCGUCCGCCCCAUACGCCCGCAGACAACAGAGCGCCCCGCCAAACUCACGACCCGAGAAGGAACACCCCUCCCCGCCACGCCCUUCACCGCCUUAUCACCUCGCUACAUCUCACGCCGCGGCCCCGCACUAUAGCCUCGCUCACGCCUCGCCUUACAGCUACGCCCCUUCCUAUCGCCUCUCCGCAUCCCCGCACUAUACCUACGUCCCUAGCUACGACUCCAAGCCAGUCUACCACUCGCAGUCUGAGAUCCCCGCCUGCGCAGAGGUGACAAACGGCACCUACUGCACUGAGGACGAGGAGUACCCGAAGUUUGAGAUCAAGCAAGCCAUUAGGUACCAUUUGGAUAAGUUCAAUCACCUGUACGCUGACGUGGCCGACCUCAACACCGAGCUGUCCGUGGAGGGACCUGAGGAGCUUCAAGAGGAGAACUACCUCUGCCCCUCCGUCACCGCCUACGUCAAGCCACUGCGCGCUAAGAACACUGAGGGCAAGUGGCGCGUGGUGGUGAACAACGUGGAUAUUCACUACGAGACGGUCACCCAGACUGCCCGCGUGGAGGACUGCCUCACUGCCGGCGACCCCUGCCCGAAGGUCCCCCACUGCUACGACUCCAAGUGCCUGCAGAAGUCUAUCUACCACCGCUUCCUCGUCUACGACCCAUACGACCAGUACUUCCCCUUCGCCGUGGAGACCUUCAAGCUGCCCUCCAGCUGCGCCUGCCUCCUCGGCGCCUCCACCCUGGACCAAUAACAACCAUCACCACCACAGCAACACACCGCACCUACAAGCACAAACGUGUUACCUGUCCAUCACAACACCUGAGCCUAAUCAAAGGGGACAGGUGUGUGAGACAGGUAACCUCACACCUGAGCCAUGCAUGAGGCAGUGAUUUAGUAAUACCGCGCAGGUAGAGAGACAGGUGAACCGUAUAUGCCACGUUAAAAAGCACUAAAUAUCCUGUACAAAGGAUUUCUUCGUGAGAUUCCCACCCGCCAUUAACCCUUUGAGUACAAUGACGCCUUUUAAUAUUCAUUCUGCUUACUAUUUGGCGAUUUUCUACAGUUUUAGAAACUUACGUAGGGAUUAAAAUAGUGAAGACACCGACCAUUAAUCUUCUGAUCUCCAUAGACCCUUCCUAAUGUAAGUAAAAUCAUCUAAUCACACCCAAAUUCAUGAUAAAAAUACGUUCCAGUACUGAAGGACUUAACACACACACCUGACGCUAACAAAUUAACCUCACUGGGAAAGCUUACACAAGAGGGAAUCACUAAUGGCCACGUACAUGCAAGGAAAGUGACGCAACAUUGACCUUUUUUCUCUCGGAUCUUCUCUUCGUUUCUUUAUUCUUUUAAUCUCUUCAGUAGCACGACGCGUUUUCAUACUCAUUGUGGUUACUAUUUGGUGAUUUCAUAAAGCUUCAGAAACAUAAGUU
Molecule: messenger RNA, 1732 nt
Organism: Portunus trituberculatus (swimming crab)
Lineage: Eukaryota; Metazoa; Arthropoda; Malacostraca; Decapoda; Portunidae
Product: extensin-like
Biological process (GO): central nervous system formation; innate immune response; regulation of Toll signaling pathway
Cellular component (GO): extracellular region
Molecular function (GO): growth factor activity; Toll binding
Source: RefSeq, a predicted model, not a curated record